Molecule: messenger RNA, 2966 nt
Organism: Siniperca chuatsi (mandarin fish)
Lineage: Eukaryota; Metazoa; Chordata; Actinopteri; Centrarchiformes; Sinipercidae
Gene: sh3bgrl3
Product: SH3 domain binding glutamate-rich protein like 3
Exons: 3
Coding region: 116-394 (92 amino acids)
Cellular component (GO): cytoplasm
Source: RefSeq, a predicted model, not a curated record
UUGAAAGCAAAGUCGCUGAACUUCCUUGCCUUUUAAUCGAUAACUGUUCCGCUUGACGCAAGCGAGAGGACGCAACUCACAGGCAGACACAAAGGGAGCGGAAGGACCUGCAGCAAUGGGAAUCAAACUGUACUACACCACCGUUACCGCCUCACGGACGGUGAAGUCUCAACAGGCAGAAGUGAUACGGAUCCUUGACAGUAAAAGCAUCCAGUACGAGCUCAUCGACAUCUCUGUGGGCGGGGAGCUUCUUGAAGAAAUGAGAAGCAAAGCAGGGAACCCCACCGCAGUCCCUCCCCAGCUUUUCAACGAUGACCAGUACUGUGGGAACUAUGAAAUGUUCUCUGAGGCGGUGGAAGCAGAUACAGUGGAUCAGUUUCUGAAACUGGCGUGAGGAGGGCAGAGUGUAAUUCUCCAUCUUAACUCCUUUCCUCCAACCACCUACCCAUCCACCCUGUACCCAAAUGGAGAGCCUUUAUCCAGUCUCUCUCUACACCCCUGGCAGUGUCCACCCACUUUCAAUGCCAUAAUGAAGAAUGCCAAAUAUCUAUCUAAUCAGAAGACACACAUUCCCCCUACUGCUCUAUUAGACUUUAAAUCAGUCUUAAUCAGUUUUAUUUUUCUGUUUUUUCUGUUCUUUCCAUUGAUUUCUUUCAGACCUUUUCCCUGUCUGACAGACUAGUGUUACUAAGUGCUCCUAGUCCACUAGGAAUCAAUGGGGUGUCUAAAUGUGCGCUAAUUAGGUCGACUAAUCUUGGCUGUGGCCACAUGAUCGCUGGAGAUUCAGCUAAUCCACUGGAUGACAACAUUCAACCCAGAAUCUUCCUGAUCCUCUGCAGACCAAACACACCAUCAUCACUCAGUCUUAACUACUUUGUUGUCUUUUUCUGUAGCCUUCAAGUUCCCAUGUUGUACAUGACUGCACACUAUUUGUACUUCACAUGGAUGCAAAUGCACACGGAAGUAGCAAGGACUGUAAUGUCCUUUUAAACCCAAUCAAUCAAGAACUAUAGCAGCCAAAGGACGCCUUUAUGGCGUGGACAGCCUUUUGUGAUUUUGGUCCAUUGGUCACCUUAUGCAAUAUAUGGCAAGAAGUUUGGUUCUGAAAUGGGAACCCACUGUAGCUCAACGACGUCCUGUCCUGAUCUGACCUGCUUCUAGGGGCGACAGCGCCACCAGAACUCAAAGUGUAUUCGAUUUGGCAGAUGUUGAAAACACAAAUGAUUUCAAUGAAACUAGUACUUGUCUGUGACACGUUAAAGGUGUACCCUGUGGCGUUUUUUUGUAAGCAAACAAGUUAUGUUUACGUUCAGUGCUUCUCAACAAAAGGCAUUGUCCUUGAGGUCUACCAAACGUGUUGAGUGCAUGUCCUUCCUUACAUUUGCAAAGAUGAUUAAAAAAAACAAAAAACAAAAACUUUUUAAAUCGUGCAUUGUUUACAUCCAUGUUUGCUAGCUUGCAGCCUUCUUCCUCUCUGUCUUUUUGAACACAUUGCUGCUCUUCUUUGCGCGUUACCACCACCAACUGUUGAUCUGAAUAGCAUGAAGCUGGUGGCUGGAGUGUGUAUCGCCUGUGUGCAUGAUACCGACACUCGUAAAACCAUUGCUCCACAGCGCUACUAGUGGUCAAAAGCUCCACAGGGUACCAUUUUUAAGCUAAGCUGUAGAAAUGUCUAACAAAGUUAAAGCCAGAUAAUGUGUUGGUGAGUCAGAAAUGUUCAAACUGUACACAUUUAAAGUAAUUCUUGGUGACAAGGGCCGUAGCUACCAUUUAGUACACGGAGAUCAUGCCCCAUGUAUUUUUUUUUUUUUCAUAUUUAGUGAUUUUAGGGACCCGUGGGGGCAAUAAACAUACUGAAACAUACACAUGGUGGGUAUUUUAUCGGCUGACCCGGUGAUCUGUGUAUUUACAUUUACAUUUUAUGUUUAAUUUGGGAACCAAACACUCUCAUUAGAUCAGUUAUAAUGGUCACCAAUGGGCCAAACUUAUUAAAAAGGUUGGUAUACUAAAAAAAAAAAUCAGUGGUAGAACAUUUCAGUAGUAGUUAAUUUUAGCAUCCUGUGGAGCAGGAUGAACACAUUUCUUAAUGUCACAUUUGGUGCCAAUAUGCAGUGUAUCUGUAAUGCGCUUUUGCAGGUGGAUAUUCACUGUAGUAUUAGCCCUUUCCUGCCAUCUUCUACAUUUUCUAUAAUCUGUAUAACUUGAAAGCUUGGUUCCUGGCACAUACAGGUGCUCUUUAUUGUCGACUGACAGGGCGAAAAGACGGCAAACAUUUAGAAAGGAGCAUUUCACGUGGCUAGACUGAAAGGAUGUGAAUCUUCUAGCGGUCAACCCCGUAGCUUUCCCUUCCUCUGUUCAUUUUCUGUUACACUUUCACUGAUUGUCCUGGGCAUGAAGAUGCAGUAAUGUGACUAUGCACUGAAACCCUGCCUCAUUCUGAACACAGACAAAAAGGUCAAAGCUGGUGUGUUGAGAUUGACCUGACUCAAUCUUACUAGCCUUAGGGAACACUCACCACAUGGGAAAAAUGAAGGCUUCACUUAUUUGUGCUUUUAUGUAUGUGCAUUCAUUCAGUUGAUUGAUCUCAGUUGAAAUAUAAUGUUCAUGUAUUGGGUCGCAUGUCUUUUUUUUUUUAAAUUGCGAACAACAUGGUUUCCCUCUCUAACUGUCAAACCCCCUUGCUUUCAAAAUUGUGUUGUUACGGUUUGGGAUCCCUAGUAAUGACGGCCUUCACACACAAUGUUUGUGCACUGUUUUGUAAGUCGAUGGUUGUAGAUGUUUGCCUGUUAUGGAUGUAUAUUCAUUAUAAAUCAUGUUUUAGACAUUCCAUGUCUCUCUCUGAGAUCCUGCUUUGCUUUUGGACCAAUUCCCCUUGGCCAAAAAAUAGGGAAUAAAAUGCUGUUGUCUUCCAAGAAGAUUGUGAAGUGAUUAUGGGUUAAAAAAUAAAUAAAAUGGAGUUGAAUCUA